GUUCGGCCCAUGGGCAAACGCUGAACAUUCGUGAGUCGAGUGUGGCGUCCGUCUCCUCUUCCCUUCUGGCCCAAACCCUAACCCUAAUCCUCAGAUCGGCGCCUCCGCCGACCGCCGUCGUCGCCCUGAGGCGGCGCCGCUGUUAGAUCACGGCGAUUCCCUCUUGUAUAGUUAGAUUUGUGACCUCCGGAGAGAUCUCCGUCAAAUUCUUUGAGGACGCCCCGCAAGAUUAAUUUUGAUGUGGUGUCUUGUGGUUUUAACUCUGGGAAGUGUUCAGAGGUUGUUCUGGCGAAAAGAUUCAUCUGUGUGGUGGAUUCCUUGUUUUAGGGUUUCCUUGUUAUCCUACGCCUCGUAAUUAGCUCCGAGGUUGGCUCUUUUUCUACUCCUGGAGGUUUCAUAUGUUUAAUUCUGUUUGCUUGGACACUGGCUCUUUAGGAAUGGGAAGUGAGCAAUCAUUCGGGUGUUGGGGUAGCUCUCUAAUAUCAUGGAUUGGUGGCAGUCAAUUCGGAGACGCUUCAGGAGGAAGCUAGCAAUCACUCAGGCAUUGAGUGCAGCAGAUGGUGGAUGACUCAGGAAUGAGGGUCAAAUUUUCCCCUCACAAUGGAAGUUAGUGACUCUGAACCAUUGAACACAGAACCAUUGGACACAGAGACAGCCCCAUCAACUACAAGGCGCAGGAGAAAGAAGUCAAUGGUCUGGGAACACUUCACUGUUGAAGUUGUCUCUGAUGGGUGUACACGGGCUUGCUGCAAACUGUGCAAACAAACCUUUGCAUACAGUAAUGGUUCAAAGGUAGCUGGUACGAGUCACCUAAAGAGGCACAUUGCACUGGGUUCCUGUCCUAAAAUCAAGAAUCUGGAAAAUCAACAACAUGCGCUUGCUUCAGCUACAAGAAUUGAUGGAGAUACAUCUGAUCCACCCAAAAAACGCUACAGAACAUCUGGUUUUGUGAAUGUUUUUGACCAGGAACAGAGCUACAUGUAUCUUGCAAAGAUGAUAAUUGUGCAUGAAUAUCCACUUCAUAUGGUUGAAAACCCUGCUUUCGUGUCCUUCGUUCAGAGUCUCCAGCCACGAUUUAAAAUGAUUGAUGUCAAUGCCAUGGAAGGUGAAGUCUUAUCUGUAUAUCACAAGGAAAAACAAAACCUCAUGCAGAUUUUCGGAACUAUGCCGGGAAGGAUCAGCCUCACUAUAGGUCUGUGGACCACUAGUCAGACUCUUGGGUAUAUUUGCGUUAGUGGACAAUACAUUGACAGUGACUGGAAGUUGCACAGAAGAAUGAUUAAUUUCAUGUUGGUAUCCUCACCUCACUCAGAAAAUGCUCUUAGUGAAGCAAUUAGUGUUAGCCUUUCAGAAUGGAAUAUGAAGACUAAGUUGUUCACCAUUACUUUGGACAACAACUGUUCAUCACAUGACAUCUAUAGUGCUAAUCUCAGAGACCAUCUUUCAAAUAAGAACACACUUAUGCUAAAAGGUCAGCUGUUUGUUGUACGUUGCUAUGCCAAUAUCUUGAAUGUAGUUGCACAGGAUGUUAUUGCUUCAAUUCAUGGUAUUGUGUAUAACAUCCGGGAGAGUGUGAAAUUUGUUAAAGCUUCUCCAGCACGGGAAGAAAAAUUUGCUGAGAUUGCCUUACAAAUUGGAAUUCCUGGUACAAAAGCCCUUUCUCUUGAUGUUACAACACUGUGGAACACAACUUAUCUUAUGAUGGAGGCUGCACUGGAGUACAAAGAGGCAUUUACUUUCUUGGAAACAUGCGAUGAUAAUUAUAAUGAAGCACCAUCCGCUGAUGACUGGAAGAAGGUGGAAGUUGUUUGCACAUUCCUGAAACUUCUUUAUGACUCGGCACACACUAUCAUGACAACAAUAGAUCAAACUGCAAAUGUAUUUUUCCAGGAAGCAUGGAAAGUCCAGCUAGAGCUGGCUAAUGGAACAUUGAGUGAGGACACAAUGGUGAGCAGCAUAGCUAAGGAGAUGCAUGAAAAGUUUGACAAAUAUUGGAAAGAUUGCAGCCUUGUAUUGGCGAUAUCUGUGGUUAUGGAUCCUCGGUUCAAAAUGAAGCUAGUUGAGUUCAGUUUUGCAAAAAUUUAUGGUGAAGAUUCUGCUAGAUUCAUUAAGGUAGUUAAUGAUAGUAUUCAUGAGUUAUAUCUCGAGUACGUUUCCCAGCCACUCCAAUUGAUGCCUGCAUAUGUGGAUGAAGGGGAGGCCAAUCACAUGAAUGGCAAUGACAACAAUCCACCUGCAACCCCAAAUUCCACAGGAGAUGGGCUUCUAGACUUUGAUGUCUAUCUCUCUGAGAUGGCAGUGAAUCAGUCGACAAAAUCUGAGUUAGACCAGUACUUGGAAGAGUCACUUGUCCCACGGAUUCAAGGGUUUGACAUCCUUAACUGGUGGAAGCUCAACAACCUCAAGUAUCCAACUCUAUCCAAGAUGGCUAGAGAUGUCCUGGCCAUCCCUGUAUCCAUGGUGGGCACAGGCUGCUCCAUUUUUGGCUCAGGGACUGGAAGCAGAGUGCUAGAUGAUUAUCGGAGUUCUUUACGCCCCGAGACAGUAGAGGCUCUUUUUUGUGCAAAAGACUGGCUCCAGUAUUUACCCACUAUGACAGAACCACCAUCAACUGCCAUUGUGAAAUUGGAGUUCUAGCGCAUCAACAAAAUACAUCCUGUAGCAUUACAAAUAAUUGCAGUAUUAGAUGAGGUUUGUCACCCAUGAUUAGUUGUUUCAUUUCUAGAGCAGUAAUUCAACGUUGCCAGAUCUGAACUUUGUGGUUGCUGUUUGUCCUAUUAGCAUGUUUUAGCCAUGUCCAGUUUUCAUCGCUCGGGACCGCUGCUUCUUUGGUAUUACUGAUUAUCCAAGAUAUUCUGCUUAAGCAUGCCAUGUAGCCCUCAAUUUAUGCUGUUAAUCAUUGUUUCAAUCUUCAAAUGUUGAUACAACAAUGUCAGAGGGCUCUUUACAUGCACCUGUUAGACACAAUCUUGGCUUGUGCCUCAAGUGAUGCAGAGGGAAGUGAUAUUAAAGCAGGUCUUGGUCGUAUGAGUCGUUGUUGUUCGGGUCGGUUCUUUCAAAUUUCUCCAUUGACAAUUAAUCUCUUAUUCUUAGCAUCUGAUUUUGACUCCCAGCUUGUGUUUAGUGGUAUACUUUUUUUUA
Musa acuminata subsp. malaccensis (wild Malaysian banana) is the source of this 3141-nucleotide messenger RNA. Its product is annotated as zinc finger BED domain-containing protein RICESLEEPER 2-like. The record is from RefSeq and is a predicted model, not a curated record. Gene Ontology annotation, molecular function: DNA binding; protein dimerization activity. NCBI's taxonomy places the organism in Eukaryota, Viridiplantae, Streptophyta, Magnoliopsida, Zingiberales, Musaceae.